AUGACUCCUCCCUUGCGCCUCUUCGCCGCCGCUAGGCCCCAGCGCCUGCGUCAGUCUUCGUCAACCUUCUCGACGCCGGAGCCGUUGGGCGACGGUGAGGAGCAGCCGUCGUCUCCACGGCCACGCUUUCGACUUAAGAGGCGGAACGUGUCGCACCUGACCGCGCCCACGCAGCAGUUCCUCGCCUCGGUCGCCGCCGCUGACGUCCCCGUUCCCAGCAUCGAGGAGCCUCAGGUGUUGGACGACGACGACAUGCUCGACGCCGCCAUCUACCCCAGACUCCCCCACUUUGCACUUUCCCACCUUGACCACGUCGCCUUCCAGGAGCAGACUUCUCGCCACCAGCCGCUGGCCUUUGCACUACCAAAGACGCCGGCGCCACGAGACAUCCCCUCCAUCUCGCCGCGAUGCUUCCCCGACUGGUCCGUCGAUGGCUCCUUCGGCAGCCUCGAGUCGAGCCCGGACUGCGAGUCGAGCCGGCCGUCGACUGCUCGGUCGACGCAAACAAGCGCAUCCGUCUUUAGCCAGUAUUCCUUGACGUCGGACCUGAGCCAAUGCGCGAGCCCCGAGCAUGGCCACGGCCACGCCGACCGUUUCGGACCGCUGCUCUCGGCACACCGCGUCGACGGCACCCUCGACGGGCACCCUGCUCCGAGCUCCAGGAAAGCUCCUUGGACCAAGGCGAUGAGCAAUCACGUCUGGGCCGUCUACGUCAUGUAUCUGCAGGAUCCCAAAGUCUCUCCCUUUCGAAUCGGAAAGAGCGGCAUCCCUCCGUCGGGUGUCUGCAUGCGCGUCGCCCGCCAGGUCAAGCGGUCCUGGAAGGGAUCGCGGCCGCAGUCGCAAGCCAACGACGAUGGCAGGGAUGGAAGCGCAACGCCGACGGCCGAAGCAACGGUGCCCUUUGUCGAAUGGCCGCACACCUGCGCCGCCACCCGCGCUCACCUGCGAGACCUGUGCAAGGCGAACGGCGGCGGCGGUCCGGUCCGCCAUGCGCUGCGUCUCCCCCGCAGCGCUACCCCCACGACCGCUCGCUUCCGGAACCGCCAGCCCGCGCCUCUCCGAUCCGCCUCCGUCUUUUCCGCCUCCGACAUGGCCAUGUCCCUGGCCGUCUCCACCUCGGAUUCCAUGCAGCCGCAAGGGCCGUUGGCCCGGCUCUCGACCACGUCGCGUACCGCCUCCGCCUCCACGGCGACUCCGGAUGUCUUCGCCGGCGCCGGUCCCAACCCUACCCCUGGCGCCAGGCAACUGGCGAUGGCCUCCCAACCACGACUGGGAUCCCCCUUUACGGCCAGAAGCUACGGCCCAAGUUCCUCCAACACCCUCGACGACGGCUUCGAACGAGCUGCCGAGCCGCAAAGACAGAGCCGCACCGUCGGCACGCGACUCAGCCUUGGAUCCCCUGUGAGACUCGGCGGCAGCCGCCCUUGCACCCAAAAGCGACCGUCUUGUCCGUCCGUCUGGGAGCCUCGCAAGUCGAAGCGGCCCAGCCUUGGUUCCGACUUCUGGACCGAUCCAUCCUCCGCCACCGACGACCCUUCCGGUCUGGAGCCUGCAGCUGCCGAAUUCUGUUCCACCAACUCGAGCCAGCGCGAUUCGCUUUUCGUCCCUCGGGUCAACGUCCAGGAGCUGUUUGAAGCGUCGCACCCGCCCAGCGCGCCGCCCAGAGCGACGGCGGCCUCCUUGAACUCGCUCACGGCGCCUAUAGCUGCCCCUCCUCGGCUGGGUUCGCCAUUUGCCGGCAAGAGCCAAAGCUUUUCGUUCCCCGCCCGACACUCGAACAUGUCGAUGGCCGACUUCGCGGCCGCCCGUCGCCCCUUUUCUACCGUGCAUCAACUGGAAGGCAGCUCUGCCCGCCCGAGGAGGCUGUCUCUUGCCAACCGUCUAGCGUACAUUGACGAAAGGCUCAAAGAUUUGCGCCGAAGAGGUCCUCACGAACGACGGUCCCAUUCGCCCGUCUGA
Drechmeria coniospora is the source of this 1959-nucleotide messenger RNA. RefSeq lists its product as uncharacterized. The record is from RefSeq and is a predicted model, not a curated record. Bases 1 to 1959 code for a protein of 652 amino acids. NCBI's taxonomy places the organism in Eukaryota, Fungi, Ascomycota, Sordariomycetes, Hypocreales, Ophiocordycipitaceae. The transcript has a single exon.